GUCAGACACAGAAAGCUUAACACUUGUUCAGUGCUUUCAUAUCCACUCCCAAGUUUUUUUUCUUUCUUUCAUCUACUUCAAAGGGUUUUGAUAAUGAUUGCAGAGAGAGUUCAGUGUUGUUGAUGCUUUGCGAGGAAGAAAGGAACAAGAAACCGAAGCAAGAGAAGCAAUACCACUUCUAAUGCCGUGGUUGUUCUGUACUUUCCUCCUUCCUAAACCCAAACCCAAUCGAACGUUAUCACUCAUAUUCCUAUGAACUAAGUUGAAGAAAAGAAGCAAAACCAAUACCCAUGAAUCAAGGAUCCUAUAUGGACUAGUUCAACCAACAAGAAUCAACAACUUUAAUUUAAACUCAACCCCACCACUCGUCAAUUUUUUCAUCCUUACAUUCUAAAAAGGAAGAAUUAAAAAAAUUAGUACUUGCUUGGAUUGACACACGGAAAGAGAAGAAGAUGAAGAUAGGGAAAGUGGGUUGGUUGGUGAUGGUGCUAACAGUGAUGAUGGUGUUCAACGUCUGUACUUGUUCAGCUUGGUUUGGUAAUAGACACAAAAGUGGAAGGAAUCCCAUUCUCCCUAGUGAAGCCACUUCAUCAAGGCCAAGGCUCUUGAAUCCUGCUGGUUCUUCCAUUGUGUUUCCCGUUCAUGGCAAUGUUUAUCCUGUUGGGUUCUAUAAUGUUACUCUCAACAUCGGUCAGCCUCCAAGGCCUUAUUUUCUUGAUGUGGACACGGGUAGUGACCUCACAUGGCUCCAAUGUGAUGCCCCUUGUACCCAUUGUUCUGAGACACCCCAUCCACUCUACAGGCCCAGCAAUGACUUUGUCCCCUGCAGGGAUCCCCUGUGUGCAUCCUUGCAGCCCACUGAGGACUACCACUGUGAAGACCCUAAUCAAUGUGACUAUGAAAUUAAUUAUGCUGAUCACUACUCAACCCUUGGUGCACUUCUCAAUGAUGUCUACCUUCUCAACUUCACCAAUGGAGUCCAACUUAAAGUUCGGAUGGCACUUGGAUGUGGAUAUGAUCAAUUCAUUUCACCUUCUUUUUACCACCCCGUUGAUGGAAUACUUGGCCUUGGAAGGGGAAAGACCAGCGUGAUAUCCCAGCUGAAUGGUCAGGGAUUGGUGCAAAAUGUGAUUGGACACUGUUUAAGUUCACAAGGAGGAGGUUACAUCUUCUUUGGAAAGGUUUAUGAUUCUUCUCGAGUGAGUUGGACUUCAAUUUCAUCGGUAGAUUCCAAACAUUACACAGCAGGGCCAGCUGAACUUGUUUUUGGAGGAAGGAAAUCUGGGGUUGGAAGUCUGACUGCUGUGUUUGACACUGGGAGUUCUUACACUUACUUCAACUCUCAUGCUUACCAAGCAUUAAUUUCUUGGUUGAAGAAGGAAUUGAGUGGAAAGCCAAUAAAAGCAGCUCCUGAUGACCAGACUUUACCUCUCUGCUGGCACGGUAAAAGACCUUUCAAAAGCAUAAGUGAAGUUAGGAAAUACUUCAAGCCUCUGGCACUUAGUUUCACCAAUGGUAGAAGAGUCAAAGCUCAAUUUGAGAUCCCUCCUGAAGCUUAUUUAAUAAUAUCAAACCUGGGAAAUGUUUGUCUGGGCAUUCUUAACGGCCCUGAAGUAGGGUUGGGAGAACUGAACCUAAUUGGAGACAUAUCCAUGCAAGAUAAAGUGAUGAUAUUCGAAAAUGAGAAGCAUUUGAUAGGUUGGGGACCUGCAGAUUGCAGCCGUGUUCCAAGAUCCAGAGAUGUCAGCAUUUGAUCAUAAAUUAAAAACAGAAAAAAAAAAAAAAACAUAGUCCAGGCAUGCAUAUGGUUGAAUGAUAUUGUCCUGCAGUUUAUAGAGCAACGUGAUAGUACUACUUGAUACUAAUGUAUUGUCUUCCUCGUGUGUAUGUACAUUGGCUAGUGAUUGGUGAAUGCAUCCUUAUGUGUUAUAAUAAUAAUAUAUUGGAUCAGGGUAUGUAUAGGUUCAUCAUGAUAUGAGGACAUUAGUGUAGUAUUAGUGUAACAUUCUGAUUACAGAUGUAACUAGUCAAAUGACAUUAGUUUGACUGUAUUGUUAUGAGGAAUUAAUUUAGAAUCUAAAGGGUAAAGACGAUGCAAGUUGAUGC
Messenger RNA from Abrus precatorius (Indian licorice), 2106 nucleotides. RefSeq names its product aspartic proteinase Asp1-like. Gene Ontology annotation, molecular function: aspartic-type endopeptidase activity. The record is from RefSeq and is a predicted model, not a curated record. The transcript has 8 exons. Bases 453 to 1754 code for a protein of 433 amino acids. Gene Ontology annotation, biological process: proteolysis. NCBI's taxonomy places the organism in Eukaryota, Viridiplantae, Streptophyta, Magnoliopsida, Fabales, Fabaceae.